This is a messenger RNA of Eruca vesicaria subsp. sativa (arugula), 1254 nucleotides long. The record is from the annotation of a GenBank genome assembly. Lineage: Eukaryota; Viridiplantae; Streptophyta; Magnoliopsida; Brassicales; Brassicaceae.
GAACGACGUGACUCAGAGCCGCCACCGACGAUUUUAGUACUAAACAAGUGUAAUACACUAAUACUAAACAAGUUACACUUGUUUUUUAACAAUACUAAACAAGUGCGACUGCGUUUACAAUACGACCGCAAAAGCAGCUAACCGGUUUCUCUAUAAGAUCGCAUCCUGACUCCUGAGAGAGUGGAUAUUAGAACUGAAAAGCAAGAAAGAAAAGAUGGUGUUGACAAUCUAUGCGCCUUUAUUCGCAUCUUCCAAGAGAGCUGUGGUGACGUUGGUGGAGAAGGGAGUAGAGUUCGAGACUGUCAAUGUCGAUCUCAUGAAAGGAGAGCAGAGGCAGCCUGAGUAUAUUGCCAUUCAGCCUUUUGGUAAGAUCCCUGUGCUCGUUGACGGUGACUACAAGAUCUUUGAGUCGCGUGCCAUCAUGAGGUACAUAGCAGAGAAAUACAGAUCACAAGGACCAGACUUGUUGGGAAAGACAAUUGAAGAGAGAGGACAAGUAGAGCAAUGGCUUGACGUGGAAGCAACAAGCUACCAUCCACCACUACUAGCCCUAACGCUGAACAUUGUCUUUGCACCACUCAUGGGCCUUCCUGCUGAUGAGAAAGUUAUAAAAGAGAGUGAAGAGAAGCUUGGUGAAGUUCUUGACGUGUACGAAGCACAGCUUUCAAAGAACGAAUACUUGGCCGGAGAUUUCGUGAGUCUAGCUGAUUUGGCUCAUCUUCCCUUCACCGAGUACCUCGUGGGUGCUAUUGGGAAGGCUUAUAUGAUCAAAGAUAGGAAGCAUGUGAGCGCGUGGUGGGAUAAGAUUAGUAAUCGUGCUGCCUGGAAGGAAGUUUCUGAGAAAUACGCAUUGCCGGUUUAGAAAAAAAAAACAAUGAGAUGGGGUUUGUUUGUUGUUGUGAUGUGAUUUGGGGAUUUGUGUGAGGCUUUGUGUACUGUGUGGGUGUCUGUUUUCAGGUCAAUGUCUUUUGUUUCUAAUAAAAACUCACUCUGUUUUACCAAAAAUAUCAAAGGUUGUUGAAUAAUGAAAGAAACAACUAGGCAUGGGCAUCUGUAACAGAAGUUGAGAUCUGAACCUCCACAACAACAGAAUCCGUAUCUCAUGAAAAAUAAACCGGGUUUUCUAGGAUGGUAUUUCACUAUUUUGGGUAUCAGAUAUUUAUCCAAGCCCGAAUGAAUAUCUGAAAAACCUAAAAUUCAAACAACUUAAAAACGCCGACUUAUUAAUCAUAUGAAUUAGUAUCUGAAAUGAGU